This is a messenger RNA of Juglans microcarpa x Juglans regia, 2967 nucleotides long. Its product is annotated as subtilisin-like protease SBT2.6. The record is from RefSeq and is a predicted model, not a curated record. Gene Ontology annotation, biological process: proteolysis. Gene Ontology annotation, molecular function: serine-type endopeptidase activity. Lineage: Eukaryota; Viridiplantae; Streptophyta; Magnoliopsida; Fagales; Juglandaceae.
AUCUUCUUUGGUGGCCGACUAUCUUUUUCGGGUGCUCAAUUAAUAUUCUUUGCUUGGAUCGCCGACUAAACUUAAAGUCAUCGAUUCUCCUUCUUAUGAAUUUUUUAUUUAGAUAGAGCUGGAUCGGAUUGGACAGUCUCUUUUUGUGAAAUGUGGUUUGAUUUCUGCUAGUAUGUGUCGAUGCAAAUAUUGAACCAACGCUUUGGCUGAUUGAAGCUAUUCUUUUGGUGAUCAAAGUUGCUUUCUAUAUUGUGGGCUACUUAAUCAUUGAAAAUGUGGGUAUCGGAGCUUGGGUGCGCUGUCCUAGUGCUAUGUACUGUCUUGACUAUUGGGAAGGCGGAGAUUUACAUAGCCACAAUCGAAGGAGAGCCUAUCAUAAGUUACAAAGGCGGGGUUGACGGUUUUGAAGCCAUAGCUGUGGAAUCCGAUGAGAAGAUUGACACCACCAGUGAAAUGGUUACAUCCUACGCACGUCACCUUGAAAAGAAACAUGAUAUGCUUCUUGGGAUGCUGUUUGAGCAUGGGACCUACAAGAAGCUUUAUAGCUAUCGACAUCUCAUAAAUGGUUUUGCAGUUCACAUUUCCCCUGAGCAGGCAGAAAUCCUGAGACGUGCACCUGGUGUGAGAUCUGUGGAGAGAGAUUGGAAGGUGAGGAAACUUACAAUACAUACGCCACAGUUUUUGGGGCUUCCGACUGGAGUAUGGCCAACGGGCGGUGGAUUUGAUAAGGCUGGAGAAAACAUUGUAAUUGGAUUUGUGGACUCAGGGAUCUAUCCCCACCAUCCAAGCUUUGCGACCUAUAAUACUGAGCCAUAUGGACCUGUGCCAAAGUACAGAGGAAAAUGUGAACUUGAUCCUGACACUAAGAGGGAUUUCUGCAAUGGGAAGAUUAUUGGAGCACAGCAUUUUGCUGAAGCUGCCAUAGCUGCAGGGCAAUUUAACCCUUCUGUUGAUUUUGCUUCUCCUAUGGAUGGUGAUGGACAUGGAAGUCACACAGCAGCUAUUGCUGCUGGAAAUAAUGGAAUACCUGUUAGAAUGCAUGGCCAUGAAUUUGGGAAGGCAAGUGGAAUGGCUCCCCGUGCCAGGAUUGCUGUGUACAAGGCACUCUACAGGUAUUUUGGAGGGUAUGUUGCGGAUGUAGUUGCUGCAAUUGAUCAGGCUGUUUAUGAUGGGGUGGAUAUACUCAACCUCUCAGUAGGGCCAAACAGUCCUCCAGCAGAUACCAAGAUCACAUUUUUAAAUCCUUUUGAUGCUACACUUCUUUCAGCUGUCAAAGCUGGUGUAUUUGUGGCACAGGCAGCCGGAAAUGGAGGCCCUUUUUCUAAAACUUUGGUUUCUUACAGCCCAUGGAUAGCAUCUGUGGCAGCUGCAAUUGAUGAUCGCAGAUACAAAAACCAUUUAACUCUUGGAAAUGGAAAAAUUCUAGCUGGGAUUGGGUUGUCUCCUGCUACGGAUCCUAAACAAUCAUUUACCUUGGUUGCUGCAAAUGAUGUACUUUUGGAUUCUUCAGUAAUGAAGUACAGCCCCGCAGACUGCCAGAGACCUGAGGUCCUAAACAAGAACUUGGUUCGGGGGAAUAUUCUUCUUUGUGGCUAUUCCUUUAACUUUGUUGUUGGCAGUGCAUCGGUCAAGAAAGUCGCAGAAACAGCCAAGAGCCUUGGUGCCAUUGGCUUUGUUUUAGCCGUGGAAAAUGUUUCUCCAGGGACAAAAUUUGAUCCUGUUCCCAUUGGCAUUCCUGGGAUUCUUAUCACAGAUGUUAGCAAGUCAUUGGAUCUUAUAGACUAUUACAACAUCUCUACUCCAAGAGAUUGGACUGGAAGAGUGAGGAGCUUCAAAGCCACUGGUAGCAUUGGGGAUGGGCUGAUGCCUAUACUCCAUAAAUCCGCACCCCAGGUGGCAUUAUUUUCUGCUCGAGGGCCCAACAUAAAAGAUUUCAGCUUCCAAGAUGCAGAUCUUCUCAAACCAGACAUCCGCCCUGGUUCUCUUAUUUGGGCUGCUUGGUCUCCAAAUGGCACGGAUGAGCCUAACUAUGUUGGAGAGGGAUUUGCCUUGAUAUCUGGAACUAGCAUGGCUGCACCACAUAUAGCAGGAAUAGCUGCUCUUGUAAAGCAGAAGCACCCUCAUUGGAGCCCUGCUGCCAUCAAGUCAGCCUUGAUGACAACUUCAACAACGUUGGACAGAGCAGGAAGACCUCUCCAAGCACAGCAAAAUUCUGAUAAAGAAGUCAUGACGUUUGUCACUGCUACACCUUUUGAUUAUGGCAGUGGCCAUGUCAAUCCAAGAGCUGCUCUCAACCCUGGACUUAUUUUUGAUGCAGGAUAUGAGGAUUACUUAGGGUUCCUAUGCACGACCCCCGGAAUUGAUGCUCACGAGAUAAAGAACUACACAAGCUCGCCCUGCAACUACACCAUGGGCCACCCAUGGAACCUCAACACUCCAUCAAUCACAGUCUCCCAUCUUGUUAGAACUCAAACUGUUACUCGCACAGUGACGAAUGUAGCUGAGGAAGAAACCUAUGUAAUCAGAACCAGAAUGGCACCAGCCAUUGCCAUUGAAGCCAGCCCUCGAGCAAUGACUCUGCUUCCCGGUGCAUCACGAAAAUUCUCUGUGACUCUCACUGUCAGGUCAGUGACUGGAACAUACAGUUUCGGAGAGGUUUUAAUGCAAGGCAGCCGAGGGCACAAGGUGAGGAUCCCAGUGGUAGCUAUGGGAUACCGAAGGUAGUCGACUUGGGGGAUCAUAUAUUGGAUUGGUCAAUCAGAAAAUUAUGGGUUGUGGUGGUAAUAUUCUUUGUAAUAUGUGGGAAUAAGAGGCUAGAUAUAUUUUCUGGAAUAUACAUAUAUAUAUUGGAUCGCUGUAAAGAUAACUGGUAUAAAGGGGGAGACUUCUUCCAAGUUUCUUCCACUGAUAAGUUUUGCUAAAUUGUUAGUGAUUUGGUGGAAUGCUUCCUCACCUUCUAUUUUGAUA